This is a messenger RNA of Phytophthora infestans T30-4, 309 nucleotides long. RefSeq lists its product as uncharacterized. The record is from RefSeq and is a predicted model, not a curated record. The coding region runs from base 1 to 309 and encodes 102 amino acids. Lineage: Eukaryota; Oomycota; Peronosporomycetes; Peronosporales; Peronosporaceae. The transcript is spliced from 2 exons.
AUGGUAUACACUAUUGUUUGUCACCUAUACGCCAAGGAUGGCGAGGACAUUGAAGAGAAGAUCCGCAGCAAGCUCGUCGAGGCCUCGAACGUGUACGUGAAGGACGCGGGAACUCUAAACUGGCACGUCAUGCAAGAUCACACAGAUCCCCGCAAAUGGACAAUUGUUGAGCGCUACGAGAAGGAGAGUAGCCUCAAGGUUCACGUGGCCAACCCCUUCUACGCCGCGUUCGGUGCUUACAUGGCCCCAUUGCUGGCCAAGAAACUGGAGAUCCGUCAGUUCAAUGAGCUGGACACAAGCCGCCUUUGA